CUGCCAUGGGCCCUUGCUUGGGCUCCGAUGAAUUCAGUCUUUGGGUUCCUCGGGAAUCGGUGCUGUUAUCUGUUGGUUGCCAUUCUGACUCCUUUGCCAUCCGCACUGCCUUUGCUCCCUUUCGAUCCUUCCCACGCCCAAGGGCAAGGUCACUUCACUGUCACUCCAUUUGCCGUACACUGCGUCAACAUUACGUAGACAGAGUAAGUUUUUUGCCCUCGUUUCUCCAACCGUGGCUGGCGGAUGGGAUUCUGUGAAAGAAGCCGGUUUCCAGGCUGUAUCGAAUGCUUUCAUAACAAGCUGAUCGCGGUAAAGUGACGCGUCUAUCUUCGAGGCUUCAUAAAGGCUUCAUCUGAGCACUUGCACCCAGGGCUAGGGCUGCGUCUCUCGCCCUCUCUUUUGCGGAUCUCGGCUAAUCCAUCUGUCUCAAGAACAAGAACCGCCACAGCUAUGUUUAGUCCCUGGUGAUCGUCAGCCAGCUCGCGUUCCUCAUCAACAAGGAUCGAUCCGGUGUUACAGCACGCUUCAACGUAGUCGCAAUCUCACUCUUCCAAAAAAAAAUCGAUCCGAGCUACAAUCUGUCUUGGGGCUUGAUGAGACAGAUGAUGGAUGUGAACCCUGAACAAAUGAGAUGUGUGUCACAUUCGAUCUCUUCGUGCGUGUUGCUGCUCAAUUCCACUAUGAUCAUGACCACUGCGAUCGACGGCAUAAUUGCAGCAGUCGCCCGUCGAUCACACGAUCAUCAAUCCAGCCGAGUCUUUGUCUCGUCAAGACGAUUCAAAGGGGUGAAUCAUGACCGCUCUUUCGCAUCGAAGAUGACGAUUAUGAUGGGGUGGGUAAGACGUAUCCAGUCAGCGAGGUGGCAACAUCAGAGAGAGUUAUGUCAAGGUUCACGCAUAUGCGGCCGUCCUCACACCACCAUAAAGUCUAGCAGCCGUUGACUGCCUAUCCUUACCAAUCGCCGCACUUUCUGGAAGCUCCAAGAGAGAAAUCGACCGCGGCUAGGCACUACUACAUGAACAUCGCCCCCGACAGAUGCUUUAGCAACGUUAAUUUAUGGCUCGCGAUCGAGAGUGAAAGAGCUCUUUGGACGCCAAAGGAACGAUACGGUAUGUUUGUUCAUGUCGCAAGAGUGUUCGAAGAUGGAUGGAUGGUCAGCAAUGGCACGCAUCCUGACUAGGCCACCGAAUAAUGCUAUCGGGUGGCCGUCUCAUCAUAAGACCAAACUCGAACAGACUCCAAGCACAUUCGCUGCACACUUGCAGUCAAUCGCAGAGAAUUUUGAUGGAUCAGUAUCCAUGGCUUAUCGACUAGGAAGCGCCGACUGCGUCGGCAGACAUGCCUUGCCUCUCAGACAGAUCAAACCAAUUUUUUUGGACUUUA
Molecule: messenger RNA, 1383 nt
Organism: Mycena citricolor
Lineage: Eukaryota; Fungi; Basidiomycota; Agaricomycetes; Agaricales; Mycenaceae
Source: the annotation of a GenBank genome assembly